UCUUCAUAAUAUCAGUACAUAUAACUUAUGAACUCUUUAUAAUAAUAGAAUUAUGUAGAAUCAAAGAUGCUAGCUGAGAAAGAGAUGUUGAACUUUGGGAAGGAGGGUUUGGAGGUGGUGACAUUAUGUUGCGGUCUUGUGGGCGGAGAAACUUACUUACCUUAUAUCCCAACAAGUACUGCCAUAUAUUUGUCACUGUUGAGUACUCAAGAGAAAAGUCACUACAAUACACUCAAGUUUAUAGAAGAGCUUACUGGAAAAGUGCCAAUUGUGCAUAUUGAAGAUGUAUGUGAAGCUCACUUGUUCUCAAUGAAAGCUGCAGUCAAUGGCCGUUUCUUGUGCGCUAGCCUCUUUGUUUCUUCUGCAGAGAUUGGCUGUUACUACCAACAGAAUUAUCCAGAGUUUAAUGUCAACCAAGAGUACUUGAAUGACCCCAAGAGAGAAAUCAAAUGGGGAUCGAAAAAGCUUGUUGACAACGGUUUCGUGUACAAGUAUGGGAUGAAGAAGAUAUUAAAUGAUAAUGUUAAUUGUGCCCGAAAGAUUGGCAGCUUUAAGCAACAAUGA
Molecule: messenger RNA, 564 nt
Organism: Nicotiana tabacum (common tobacco)
Lineage: Eukaryota; Viridiplantae; Streptophyta; Magnoliopsida; Solanales; Solanaceae
Product: NADPH HC-toxin reductase 1-like
Molecular function (GO): oxidoreductase activity, acting on the CH-OH group of donors, NAD or NADP as acceptor
Source: RefSeq, a predicted model, not a curated record